AUGGCGCUCCGCUCCUGGUCUCCGGAGCUGGGGUUCAGCGACAAGCAGAAGCAGGUCGCGGUCUCCACCGGCCCCUCCCUGGAUUUAAGCACCUACCCCUCCACGCUGGGCUCCACACUCGCGACCGCAGUGCUGGAGGAGCUCCUUAUUGUGGAAAAAUCACUGAAAAGUGGCUAUUUUAAAUGCAAUGAAGAAGCUAAGAUCUUUCUCAAGGACAUCAGUAUAGCUGUCAAGAGAUUGGAAGAAUUGAGAAAAGGUACAAUUGAACUUCUGGAAAUCGAAAGCAUGGAACUCAGUAGACUAUAUUUUCUAUUGGAAACUCUUCCUGAUAACAUUAACACAGAAAUGGAAGAAUUUGUCAUCGCUGCUCGCAAAUUAAACAUUCUUGAGAUGAAACAAUUACGGCUAAAAAUUGCAAACUUAAAUCAUGAAAUAGAGUUUCUGGAGACGAAAAUGGCUGAUUUGAAAGAACUUAAUAAAGAUCUGGGUGAACAGCAAGAGAAUCUGGGAAAGCAGCAUGAAAAGCUUGUUGUCUUACUCAACCACGCGAUGGAAAGAAAGGCCAUGACCAUUAUUUAUAUCAACGAGACUUAUACAAAAAUAAACGUGGAAAAAGAAGAAAUAGGACAGAUAAAGAAGCAUAUUCAAGCUAUAGAGGAGAUAAUAGACAAAGAAAGAGAAGAAUAUUUGAAGGAGAAAAGGAAGUUGAGUAUCCAGAUGGAUGAAUAUGGAAAAUACUAUGAAUCUAAGAAACAGGAUGCUUUUCAUAGGAAGAAAGAAUUGGAUAAAUUAAGAGUUAAAGAGAUGGAAAUCAAAGAAAAGGUUACUGCCACCACAGUGGUACUUAGUGAUCACAAUAUGGAGAUAGCAGAACUAAACGAAUCAAUAAGGAAUUGGGAAAACCAGGUUGAAGAAAUGAAGAAAAUCUGUAAUAGCCUGGAGGAAAACAUAUAUCUUUUAAAGAACAACAAGAUCAAACUGGGAGAGAAAACUGAUUUUGAAAAAAAUGAUUAUUUGCAGAAGAUAAAGGAGUUGCCUGAAAAAAUAUGCAAAACUCAGAUAGCAAACAAAGAGCUACAAGAGAAAUUGGAGACUCUUUCCAGACAAUUGAAGAUUGUCUUUAGUGAGGAAGAUAAAGUUCUUUCUCAAAAAAGGAAAAUACAAGACCAAAGUACCAAACAAAUGAAAUUUAUUUCUGAUAAAGAAAACUUCCUGUCACAAAGAAAAGUAGACAUCAGAAAUAUGGAAGAAGGACUUGUCUCACUUUUGGAACUUUAUCGAGCAACACAGGAAGUCUAUCGGAAACACAUAAAAAUCCUGAAUGAAAACCUGGAAAGAGAAAUUCAGAGAUGUGUUAUAACUCAGUGGAAAAUAGCUUGUUUGUCGAAAAGACAUGGACGUUGGCUAGACAAGAUAAAAGAUGAAUUACAAGAGGUUAUGGAUGAAAUCAGGACCGCAGAAGAUCGACGCAAUGAGUUGAUAGAAGAGACCAGUGUUAGAGAAAAAGAGAUCACUGAAAAUUUGUCAAAGAUUGAAAAAAUUACAACAGAUUUAAAAAAAACAGAGUCGGAAUUUAUCGUCAAGGAAAAAAAGUUAAUUCAACAAUUGAGCGAGUACGAGCAAAAAAUUGCUAAGGAAAUGGAAAGUACCAAAAUAAAGGAAGAUGAACUAGUCACAUAUCUUCCCAAACUUCACGAUACGGAAGACGAAUAUAUGAGCAAAAACAAACGGUUUCAAGAGCUGAGUCGUAUUCUGUUGGAACAAAAACAUGAACAGAAUUUACUGAACGAUCAGAUUUCAGUAAUGACAAGAGAGUUUACAAGACAAGCGAACAGUCUGAAUAAACUGAAGAAAGAAUUACAACAGUCGCGGGAUCAAGAAAGCAAAAGAUUGAAAACUAAUUUUGAAAUUCUAAAGAACUUAGAAAAUGAAGUAUAUGUACAUGACCUAGAAACAGAAGUUUUGCUCCUGGAAAAUGAAAGGUUGAAACAGUACAUUGCAUACAUAAAGACCAAGAUAGAGCCGUACACACCAAAAGCCAGCAUGUCCAUCUACAGUGACCUGUCCUGGCAGCUGAUAGCUAAUUACGCACAAUAUUUGGACUUGUGGGCAGAAUUUCAGGUCACUAUAAAGGCAUUUGUAUGUGAUAGUCAAGACACUUUGCAAGAAAUAGAAACUCUAAUAGACAGGCUGUGUGCAAGAGAUGAAAAAAUUGCCCAAAUCAGUAUUUGGUUAGAAGGGAGUCUUGAAGGGUUGCGGUACCUGUACACUGUGGAAAUUCCUGAAGAGAAGACCAAACAGAAACGUUUCAAAAAAGUCGCCAAAAAAGUUCGUCACAAGUUGGCUGCAUUUAAUAUCAAAAACAUAGUAACAAAGAAAAAUUAA
Messenger RNA from Pipistrellus nathusii (Nathusius's pipistrelle), 2385 nucleotides. Lineage: Eukaryota; Metazoa; Chordata; Mammalia; Chiroptera; Vespertilionidae. The record is from the annotation of a GenBank genome assembly.